Molecule: messenger RNA, 1023 nt
Organism: Hansenula ciferrii
Lineage: Eukaryota; Fungi; Ascomycota; Saccharomycetes; Phaffomycetales; Wickerhamomycetaceae
Gene: HEM2
Product: porphobilinogen synthase HEM2
Exons: 1
Coding region: 1-1023 (340 amino acids)
Biological process (GO): heme biosynthetic process
Cellular component (GO): cytosol
Molecular function (GO): porphobilinogen synthase activity; zinc ion binding
Source: RefSeq, a predicted model, not a curated record
AUGGUCCAUCAAGCUGAAUAUCUCACAGGCAGAGGAACUGAAAUCUCUAGUAUCUUAGCUGGUGGUUAUGCCCAUCCAUUAACAAGAGAGUGGCAAAAUGAACGUCAAUUAACCAAGAAUAUGUUUAUUUAUCCAUUAUUUAUAUCAGAUUCUCCUGAUGAAGAAUUCUUAAUUGAAACUUUACCAGGUCAAAAAAGAUGGGGUGUAAACAAAGUUGUUCCAUAUGUUGGUGAAUUAAUCAAGAAAGGUCUUAGAUCUGUUAUAUUAUUUGGUGUCCCAUUAAAAAAUGGUUCCAAAGAUCCUGAAGGUACAAGUGCUGAUGACCCUGAAGGACCAGUGAUUCAAGCUACAAAAGCUUUAAAAGCAGCUUUCCCUGAUUUAUAUAUCAUGGCUGAUGUUUGUCUUUGUGAAUAUACUUCACAUGGUCAUUGUGGUGUCUUAUUUGAAGAUGGUACUAUAAAUAGAGUUGAAUCUGUUAAAAGAAUUGCAGCAGUUGCAGUUAACUAUGCAAAAGCUGGUGUUGAUUGUGUUGCUCCAUCUGAUAUGAUUGAUGGUAGAAUUCGUGAAAUUAAAUUAGGUUUAAUCGAGGCAAAUUUAGCUCACAAGACAUUUGUUAUGUCAUAUAGUGCAAAAUUUAGUGGGAAUUUAUAUGGUCCUUUUAGAGAUGCUGCAUGUUCUUCUCCAGGUCAAGGUGAUAGAAGACGUUAUCAAUUACCAACUGGUGGGUCCGGUUUAGCAAGAAGAGCCUUGAGAAGAGAUAUUGAAGAAGGUACUGAUGGUAUUAUUUGUAAACCUUCAACUUUUUAUUUGGAUGUUAUGGCUCAAGCUGCUGAAAUUGGUAAAGAUUAUCCAAUUUGUGCUUAUCAUGUUAGUGGUGAAUAUGCAAUGUUACAUGCUGCUGCUGAAAAGGGUAUUGUUGAUUUGAAAACUAUUGCAUUUGAAGCAAAUAAUGGAUUUUUAAGAGCUGGUGCAAGAUUAAUUAUUAGUUAUUUUACUCCUGAUUUUUUGGAAUGGUUGGAUUGA